This is a messenger RNA of Mollisia scopiformis, 618 nucleotides long. RefSeq lists its product as uncharacterized. Bases 1 to 618 code for a protein of 205 amino acids. Lineage: Eukaryota; Fungi; Ascomycota; Leotiomycetes; Helotiales; Mollisiaceae. The record is from RefSeq and is a predicted model, not a curated record. The transcript has a single exon.
AUGACAAAAUACGACUACUUCGUCGACCCCAAAGGCAUCAGCCGCAAACGUCACAAGUCCUCAGGUCGGGCCCGCCAAGAAGGCCCCUUCUCGCAACAAGAAGACUCGCAACAUAGCAAUUACGGAUCCUCGAGACGGUCACAGGGCAGCGGAGGAAUCACGCGAAGAUCAGGAAGUCGACUUGAAUCUCUAUUCGUUGGUUCACAAGAGAAGGAUAUCAGUGCUGGUCGAAGAGCAUCAGGAAGUCGACAUGAAUUUCUGUUCGCUGGUUCACCAGAAAGGGAUAUUGGAGCAGGGGGGAGAGCAUCGGAAUCUCACGUCCGCGAGUCUAUGCUCGCUGCGCCGCUGCAUAGGAGUGGUAGCCACGUGUCGGGAUCGGGAUCUCAGCGAGAGCGUGUCAGUACGCAUGGUAUAACCUUACCAGGUGGUAGCCAGCUGCUUCGUACUUCGCAGCGGAUGCAGAGUGCAGCGGCAGUUUCGCAACAGAGAGCUUCGGAGAUUGUUGCUUCUCAGAUGAGAGCUUCUCAGAUUAGAGACUCUCAGAUUCGAGCUUCUCAAAUUGCGGCUUCUCACAUUAGAGCUUCUCAGAUUAGAGACUCUCAGAUUAGGGCCUCUUAA